Molecule: messenger RNA, 824 nt
Organism: Theobroma cacao (cacao)
Lineage: Eukaryota; Viridiplantae; Streptophyta; Magnoliopsida; Malvales; Malvaceae
Source: RefSeq, a predicted model, not a curated record
UCCAGAUGUUCCCAAAUGAUGUUUCCUUGGGCGAUAUCAUUGACGCUGCAAAGUCUUUCAGCCUACUGUGUAGUAGCAGUUGAAUCUGCUGGCAGGCAAGUUCCAAUUGCAUUUCUGGAACGAGUCAAGGAAGACUUCAACGAGACAUAUGGUGGAGGAAAAGCUGCAACUGCUCCCCCGGAUAGCGUGAAUAGAGAAUUUGGGUCCAAAUUGAAGGAGCAUAUGCAGUAUUGUGUGGACCAUCCUGAAGAGAUCAGCAAACUUGCCAAAGUGAAGGCUCAAGUUUCUGAAGUCAAGGGUGUUAUGAUAGAAAACAUUGAGAAGGUCCUUGAUCGUGGUGAGAAAAUUGAGUUGCUGGUGGAUAAAACGGAGAACCUUCGCUCACAGGUACAAGACUUUAGGCAGCAGGGAACUAAGAUGAGAAGAAAGAUGUGGCUUCAGAAUAUGAAGAUAAAAUUGAUUGUUUUGGGUAUCCUUAUUGCCCUGAUUCUUAUCAUUGUGCUGUCAGUCUGCCAUGGCUUCAAAUGUUAAUCUGUCUUGGAUUUCCCUUGUACCGCUCUUGCUGCCUGGGUUGUCUUGAUAGAUUGGUUUGUCUUACUUGUUUUUUUAGGGCAUAUAUUUCUCCCUUUGCUAGCCUUUUAGGAUAGGGGGAGGCUUUGUAUCUUGGUUGGCUGUAUAGGUUAUAGUUUGAACUUGUUACGGUAGAUAAAAAUUUCUAUGGAGGAUUUCUUCUUUAUAUUGUAAUGGGGGAUUACUCGGAUGCCUGCAUAUCAUAUUUGUCCUUUUGAAAUGUUAUUAAUCUGUUUUUUUGUUUUUCUCGCUUA